Rhineura floridana is the source of this 3047-nucleotide messenger RNA. It is a transcript of the gene GGN, whose product is annotated as gametogenetin. The record is from RefSeq and is a predicted model, not a curated record. The transcript is spliced from 4 exons. Gene Ontology annotation, molecular function: ubiquitin protein ligase binding. Bases 386 to 2998 code for a protein of 870 amino acids. NCBI's taxonomy places the organism in Eukaryota, Metazoa, Chordata, Lepidosauria, Squamata, Rhineuridae. Gene Ontology annotation, biological process: double-strand break repair; gamete generation.
AUCAAUGGCUAAGAUGACUGGGGCGUUGAACGCUGAUGGGCGUUGAAGUCCAUCGAUAUAUAAAGUGCCAUGGAUUUCUCAUUCCACUUCUGUGAGCCUUUGGUCGCCUACAAAAUGCACUUAAAUGUGACUUACCUGAUGAAUUUAAACAUUUGUUUGGUCACACAGCAAGAUGACUUCAAUCCCCUACUUAUUUGUUUGCUUGUUUAACUCGGGGCAAUAAACCCUGAUUUUGAAACGUGCUUCUUUGUGUGUGGGGAGCGUCUUCUGAGGAGUCAAGAUUGCAAUAACUCUACGCAUACCCAGCUGGAAAUACGCCCUAUUGAGCAAAGCAGGACUUACUUCUGCGCGUAACCACGCCCAGAACCGAGGAUGACUGUAUAUAAUGGGCAAUGUCCAAUCAGAAGCAACACAAGAAUCAGAGACUGCCAAAGACGGGGAGGAGAAAGCCAACCCAGACGGGAGCAAGCCGGAUCGGGGUCCCAGUAGCACUAAACAUGAAUUGCGGAGCCGGUCCCCCAGUCUUCAGGCCCCUGAACAGAAAGCGGCCAGCCAGCCGUUGAGCAGCGAGCCAGGGGGAGGGGACAGGUCGGCAGGAGCUGCAGAAAUGGGGAAGAAUCACUCAAAAAAGUCCAAGCUGAAACUCUCGUCCAUGUGGGCCCAGAACUCGGCUUGUGGUGGGACGAAGGAGGCCAGUCUCUGCGAUAAGGACCUGGGGACAGAGAAGCGGGGACUGGCUUGUGUGGGCAGGGUUGACCUCCAGAGCAGUCAGAGCUCGGGAUCCGUUCUGCAAGAGGAAUCCAAGGGGCUGAAGGGAGCUCUGAGACCUCCCCAGGCGGCGGCCUCUGACCCCAGAGACUUGAGUACCAAAAGAGCACCAACUAAGGGGAAGGGCAAGCCAGAGAAUGUUCACCUUGCCAAGAAUGCAGGGGGGCUGCUGCUGCAGCAGCAGCAGCAGACAGAGAAGCUGGUGGAACUGGGCCCAGCAACAGACACACACAAAGAUGUCGUGGAAACGGAGGUCUGCUGGACCCAGCACAUCAAAGCAAGUGCUAAGGAAUAUUUAGAUAAUGAGGGACGGCUGCCAGAAUCACGGCUGUCGGGCAAAAAACAGCCAGCGAGCUCGGCCCACGGCGUGGAGCCUUCGAAGAUGCCUGAGGACAUGUCAGCAGGCCCUCGAUGUCUGAACGAGAAGAACGGAAGCCGGCCAGUUCCUUCCAGCUGCAUGGCUCCACCUGGAGGGAAGAAAGCCCUCUUGUCAUGGGGAUCUGGUCAGAAGGAGAAAAAGCGUGCAGGCCAGCGGGACAGCGCUCCCGGGAGUGACGGGGACUCCAGGGGCCCCUCCUUUGCAUCCCAGCUGCCUGUGGAACUUGCAAAGACACCGGGCAGUCCUGUGGAAAAGCCUCAAGACUCAGGAAGUGAUGCGAAGGCCGGGGUGAAGAGCGAGGCUCUAGGGGCGGAAGGUGUCAGCUCUGAGACUAUGCAGGAGCUGCUGGAGAAAGGGCUCAACUUCCUGUACAAAGUCACCAUCCAGCCAGGGCAGUGGCCACCCAGCAUCAAGGCUGUAAAGCAAAAAGCCGGCGUGAUUUCCUCCGGCAUCUCCUAUGCUGACGUUCUCAAGCAGUGCCCUCAGAAGAAGUCCCCCGCCGCCGGUGCCCCGGUGUUGCCUAAAGCUCUGCACCAUCUCAACACGGCGGGCAAGAAGCUCCUGUCAUUCAAAGGUCUGGACCGGAGCAACCCCGAGGACUUCUCUUCGCUUAGCCAGUUGUUUCUGGAGCACUUCAAGAAAGUCACCCCUAAAGAGCCUGCCCCCCGUGCUCCCAAUCAACAGGUGGUCACGUUCUUUGAGGAACUGUCUGCUGGCAACACCACGCGGCCAGAAUGGCAAAGACCCCGGCCUCCGACGCCAUACCCUCAGCGCCGCAAGGGGCAGGGCAGGAAGUUGCCCAAGUUCGGCACUGCAGUGUCCCAAGUUGUUGCCUUCCUGGGGAGCGAUCCAAAAUGUGAUUGGCGUGACGACAGUCAGAUAUCACUGGAUGAGGCCACAGCGACAGCUGAAGAAGGGGGCAAGGACUGCGCCGACCCACCCAGCCCUAGUGACAAAGGGGCCGAAGCGAUGGCCUCCUCUCAACCUGUUGCAACAACCCUCUUGAUGGAGCAGGAAAUGACAACGGAAGUUGAUGAGGCUCCCCAGAGAUCGCGAAGGAGGCUGCAGGACCUGGAAGGGGACGCAACUAAGUCAGUACCGUAUAAUGCUGUUCAGAGCAUCCUUUGCCCGCUGGCUGAUACCCCAUCUCUCCACAGGGAAGACCAACCUCCGGUGGCACUGCUAAGCUCAAGGCCACAUUCUCCCAGGGAGUUGCUGGAGGUGCCCAGUCCUGCCAUCUCUGCUCCUUGUGCUCCUGUGAGACUGAUUCCAGACCAGAAGGUGCCGGCUGUGACCCAAGCAAGGCCCAAGAUCCGAAAACAAGGCCCUUCCGCUCCAAAAUCUAAAGAGAAACUCAAACCUUCGGGGCAGUCCAAAGUGAAAGCACCUAAAGGGAAAGGGCAAAAGCAGUGGCCUCGAGGCUACGGAAUGACCUCCCCGCUGAGGUUAGAGGGUGUUCCUCUCUUCCCGCCUUUCGAAAAGGUUGCAAGACCUUUUUAUUUUGGCGAGUCUUUGGAGGCACCCCUUUCUCUGGAGAAACCAGCCAGCAUUGACCAGGAUGCAACCUCCGCCCAGGCUGGCCCAGACCAAGACCGAGAGGCUGAUCAAUCCCCUGCGCACCACCAGUGGCCGGCUUUCCAGGUGGCAGAUUCAUGUUCCAGGAAGUGCUACUGCAAACAUCAGGAUCAGAGGAAACUGCCCAAGAACGUUGUGGCUUGGCUCAACCCCUCUUCCAACCAUCUGACAGAACCACCCUGGGUCGCUACUGCCAUGCUGGCUGUCUCACUGGUUGCCGGGGCGAAGUUUUGCCUGGACUCUUACGAACAGCAGCGCAUUGCCAAUGAGGACUGAAUCCCAUUCCCUUCCCCAGCCUCUCUUGUCAAUAAACCCUCUAACAUCA